AUGGCACUGAUUCCCUGCACCGCUAAGCUGGGGGUCGGCGACAAGGUGCUGCGGGUGGCUGGCGUCUCCACUGGCCCCUCCCUGGAGUUAUGCACCUUCCCCUCUUCCCUGGGCUCCUCGGUUGCGUCCGCCGCGCUGGAGCAGCUCUUUGUAGUGGAACAAUCACUGCAAAGUGACUAUUUCAAAUGCAAUGAAGAAGCUAGGACCUUUCUGAAGGACACUGCUGUAGCUGUUAAGAAAUUGGAAGAAAUGAGAAAGGCUACAAUUGAUCUUCUAGAAAUUGAAACCAUGGAACUCAGCAGACUGUAUUUUCUGUUGGAAACUCUUCCCAAUUGCUUUAACACAGAACUGGAAGAGUGUGUCAGAGAUGCUCGCAAAUUAAAUCUUUCUGAGAUAAGUGAAUUACAUAUGAAAAUCACAAGGAUUGAUUCUGAAAUACAGUCUCUGAGGAAGAGAAUACUUGAGCUGAAAGAAAAUAAUGAAGCUCUGGGGAAAAAGCAAGAGGAAUUAGUGAAGCAGCAUGAAAAGUUUAUCCUGUCACUCAAUGACAUGAUGGAAAAAAAAGCCACUGCAACUAUUUACAUAAACGACACUUAUACCAAGAUAAACUUGGAGAAACAAGAAAUCGAAUUGCAAAACAAAUGCCUUGAAGAGGCAAUGGAGAAGAUGGAAAAAGACAGAGAAGAAUAUUUGUUAAGAAAAAAAAAGCUGAGUAUACAGGUGGCUGAAAAACUGCACAAAUCUCGUUUAGAGAAUAAAGAGCUGCGAGACAAACUAACUACUCUUACCAGACAAUAUAAGAUUGUCCUAAGUGAAGAGGAUGAGAUGUUUUUUAGGAAAAGAAAGAUCCAUGAUGAACAUCAGAAACAACUGGAAUUUAUUACUCAGAAAGAAAACUUCCUAGCACAAAGAAAAGUAGACAUCAAAAAUAUGGAAGAAGGACUCAUCACCCUACAAGAACUUCAUCGAGCAACACAAGAAGUAUACCGGAAACAAAUAAAAAUCCUGGGUGAUAAUCUGGAAAGAGAAAGUCAGAGAUGUAUUAUAACUCAGUGGAAAAUAGGUUGUUUGCUAAAAAAGCAUGCACGUUGGGUGCUCACGACAAAAAAUGAUAUACAAGAAAUUAUUAAUAAAAUUGAGGUUGCAGAACAAAGAAAAAUUAAAUUAUAUGAAGAGACCACUUCUAGAGAAAAAGAAAUCAAUGAAUUUGUGGCACAAAUUGAAAAACUUACAAUAGAAUUAAAACAAGAGGAGCAGGAAUUUGUUCACAAAGAAAAACAGUUAAUUGAAGAAUUAAGCAACUAUGAGGUUAAAUUUGUCAAGGAAGUAAAAAUUAACAAAGAAAAGGAAGAAGAGCUAGUUGAGUGUCUUCCACAACUUCAAGUGGCAGAAGAAGCAUUUCUGGAAAAACAUAGAAGGUGUGAAGAGCUUGUAAAUAUUCUUACAGAACAAAAGUAUGAGGAGACUUUGCUAAACAAUAACAUUGCUCAGUUGACAAGAGAUUUUUCAAGAUACAGUCGCCACACGGAUAAACUGAAGCAAGAAGUAAAAUAUUUACGAGAUCAAGAAAGCAUUAAAAUCAAAAAUCAUUUUGAAAUUCUAAAGAACUUAGAAAAUGAAAUCUAUGCACAUGACCAAAAAGCAGAACUUUUGCUCAUGGAAAAUAAAAGAUUAAAAGCAUAUAUUUCAUACCUGAAGAAAAAGACAGAAGAAUACACGAAAGGAGAAGAAAGCCUCGUACACACCUCAAGUGAACUGUCUUGGAAUUUGAUAGUUAUGCAGAAACAAUACAUGGAAUUGUGGGCUGAAUUUCAAACCUCAGCUAAGGAGUUGGUGAAUAACGGUAAAGAGAUAAUGCAAGAAAUAAACAGUCUAAUAGAAAAGCUAUCUGAAAGAGAUGAAAAAAUUGAGACUAUCAGUACUUGGCUACAAGGGAAUCUUGACGAGCUGCGUUCUCUUACAGAAAACGGUCCACAAAUGAACCUCGGUAAGCAACAUCUCAGAACUUUUGGUACAAGAUAA
Molecule: messenger RNA, 2022 nt
Organism: Trichechus manatus latirostris (Florida manatee)
Lineage: Eukaryota; Metazoa; Chordata; Mammalia; Sirenia; Trichechidae
Gene: CCDC175
Product: coiled-coil domain containing 175
Exons: 18
Coding region: 1-2022 (673 amino acids)
Source: RefSeq, a predicted model, not a curated record